Molecule: messenger RNA, 624 nt
Organism: Acanthamoeba castellanii str. Neff
Lineage: Eukaryota; Discosea; Longamoebia; Acanthamoebidae
Exons: 2
Coding region: 1-624 (207 amino acids)
Source: RefSeq, a predicted model, not a curated record
AUGGUGUGCACAGCGCCGCCAGUUGGGCUCGAUUCGUCGGCGUCGUCAGCAUCAGAUUCGUCGGCGUCGUCGGCGCCGUCCUUCCAUGCCGAAGACGACCUGCCGGCCGGGCGCACUUUCGCCCAGGCGACGGCAGCAACGUCCUUGUCCUCCUCGCCAAGUCCGCUCUACGCGGCCGCGGCGGCCCCCGCGAACCAGCACCAGGAUGAUGACGGCAGCGAUUGCGAAUGCUGCGCGGACCGACCAACGGGCAAACGGGGCUGCUGUGUGUGGGAGUGCGCCGAGUGCGGCGUGUGCAAGAUGGCCGACGACUGCAGCGGCCCCGGCUGUCUGCUGUUCUUUCCGACGACGACAGUGACGUGCCAGGGCUCGUUCGGCACGUGGAGCAACUGGUACUCGCGCACUAUCUGCGGGUCGAUCUUUCCGAUCUUCGUGGCGCUCGUGCUGUUGCUCCUGUGCGUGGACAUGGUCAUCAUCUGCGUGUUCUGGACGCUGUGGAGCUUACUGAUACCGCUGGGCAUGCUGUUCUUCCUGAUGACGCACUACUUCUGCCCGUCCGUCAAUCGAGGCGUCGACAAAGCGUGCGGCAGCUAUGGCUUCUUUGUCGGCCAGAUCUGCCCGUAA